Molecule: messenger RNA, 1141 nt
Organism: Chiroxiphia lanceolata (lance-tailed manakin)
Lineage: Eukaryota; Metazoa; Chordata; Aves; Passeriformes; Pipridae
Exons: 3
Coding region: 101-1066 (321 amino acids)
Source: RefSeq, a predicted model, not a curated record
GGGGCGGGAGGCGCCCCCUGGCGGCGGCGCGUGAGGGGGGCAACGAACCCUCCGGGGGAUCCCGCCCUGCGCCGCCGGGAAAACAGAGAUUCGUGGGAUCAUGGAACGGUUUGGGAUGAACGGAGCCUGGAGAUCGUCCAAUCCCACCCCCUGCCACGGGCAGGGACACCUUCCACUAGCCCAAGUCGCUCCAAGCCCCGUCCAACCUGGCCUUGGACACUUCCAGGGAUCCAGGGGCAGCCACAGCUUCUCUGGGCAACCUGUCCCACAGUGCAGCCCAGCGCACUGCCAGCUGCAAUUUGCUUUCAUAACUGAGUAUCUUGCCGUCAGUCAUUUCCCACUGUUUGCAACGCUUCCAGGCACCAUCCUGCCUCCAGCUGAUCCUCACAGCCCCACGGAGCAGCUCCUGAUAAGGCUGUUUGGGCGUGGCAGGAGAGGAUGGUGUUUGGAGCAGCUCCAGCCACCGCUGCCAGCAGGAUCCAGCUCUCACCACCUCGGAUCUCACCUCCCUGCCUCUCCCAGGCAGGUGGACAGACAGAGCACGAGAGGAACAAGAAAGGCAGCUCCCUGUCCCUGGAAUGGGGAUCCCCAUUCCGAUUUCUGGUCCAGCCACUCCGCUGGGAGCAGAAGGACCCUUCACCUCGGCCUGGCUUCUGACGUGGCAGUGCCUGGGUCCAUCCCAGGAGCCUCCUGCCCUCGCCGCUGCCCGGUGCAGCGGGACAGAGCUCGGCCCCGAGCCUGCAGGGGCUCCUUCCCCGGCUGGAAUCCUGCAGCCCUCGGUGUUCCCGUGCCUCUGCCCCAUCCAGGACAGCCAACCCCCUCUCCCCAAGAGGUUCAGCCCCUCUGUCUGCUGCCAGAAAUUCCUGCCCUGCAGUCGUGGCACCGCUUGCUCGUGCUGGGUCAGGACCCCGUGCUGCUGAGGGGGGAAGGAGCCCGGCGUUGUUGUCAGUGCUCUGCAGAGCCAGUCACAGCCUCGUUUGCUGCGGCUGGGAAUCGGGGAGCGGAGCCACGGUGGAACAAGGGGCUGAGAAGCGGCGACUGCAGACUCCCCACUGCUGCUGGGUGAGGCUCUGACCUCUGGCAAGGGCAGCUCUGCUCCCCUGGCAGCCGGGGGCUCCCACCUGGUAUCAGGGAAUCACAG